This is a messenger RNA of Cladocopium goreaui, 3687 nucleotides long. Lineage: Eukaryota; Dinophyceae; Suessiales; Symbiodiniaceae. The record is from the annotation of a GenBank genome assembly.
AUGCGACGCGAAAGACGUCGUGAUCCUGAGUGGACAGAAGUGCUGGCAUCACCUGUUCGAGCUGAGCUGUGUACCAUCAUUGUCUCCUUUUUGUAUGAUCAACAUUCUCCUGUACGUGAUUUGCCUGCACCUUUCAGGAUGAAUGCCACUCCAUUGACAGGCACACCAGCUCCUUCAAGCUCAGGCCCAUGCUUGACUGUAGCAGGAAUCUCAGCAGCCACUCCUAAAGGAGUUCCGGCUUUUGCUCCAGUACGUAGGGAUCUGCUGCACCAUGUUUCACGUGUGGAGUCUCCAUAUGUUAGGGUUCCUCGUGAUGAGUAUUACCCUAAAAGUUUGGAGCGUGUUUCACAAGCUGGGUCUGUUGGCGAUGCUACUGCACCACAUGCAUUUUUGGGAGGGACAGCCUUGUGUCCCAGUACAUCGAAUGCUCUGCCUUGCCCACCGUUGAAGAAGGAUGGCAUUCCAAAGGUGCACAAACCAAGUGUUCGGACCUCAACCGCUAUGCAAUUGACGCGUUCAAGGAUGACUAGUGAAAACAACUUCAUAUUGGAUCGUUUUGCAGCUCUCUUGGAAGUUUUUGGUCAAUCAUCAGAUGUUUACAGAGCACUGUCAGCCUCUCCAUAUGCAGAUGACCAUCGAAAAAGGCUUCUGAAUAAUUAUGCAGCAACGACGGUGCUUAGACAUUUACAAGCGGUGCAAAAAUUUGUCACAGUCGCUCAGCAACUGGGUUUAGAUAUCCACAACUGGUCGGAGGCUCAACUUGCGGACGUUUUGACAGUGAUGCAGCUGUCCAAAUCAUGUGACACAGACAAAGACGCUUCUGGGCUUUGCAGUUUAGGCACAUUUACAUGGCUUUACAAAUUUUUGAGGACCUGGGAUGAAGUGAUGCAUGAGUUGCAGAUUUCACGGACCCGCUGUGAUUUUUUGAUUCCUACGAUGUCCCCGGAUGGAUCGUUUUCGGUCUUUGAACCAUUGGAUUAUGCAGGCACCACCAAAAUUUUUCGGGACAUGUUGCUGACACCAUGGAAGAGUUGGCAAGGGCCACAUCCCCUGGACAAGCUUCAGAUGCAAUACACGCUUCAUUCAAUUAAAGCGACCCUGCUGAGUUUUGGCCCCCAACUCGGUUCCCUUGUCAGUGACUCAGAUCGACUGUUGCAGGGACACCAUCAGGAUCCCAAGCGUUCACUGAAUUUGUAUGGCCGUGACAGCGUGUGGGGUUCAUUGCGUUAUCAACAGACAGUGAUUACAGAGGUUCAGAACGGUUGGAGGCCCAAAACCGCCCAACACAGGGGUGGACAGUUUCCGAUGGUGGAACCACGGGUUACCCUGGAGCGGUUUCAGAAGACAGCUCCAGAGUACAAUUUCUUGUGGUUACCGUUUGCUCAACAAGUGGUUUCCAAAGAAGUGAUGGAAACUGAUGAAGCAGUUUAUGCCAAACAUCGUCGAGUUACUCAUGCCAUGGUCAUCUCAAAUGAUGGCAACCCAUCCAGACCUUGUCACUUGGACAACUACUGGAAAGCUGCAUGUGGCGCUCACAUGCUUCAUACGGAGACGACCUUUUUGGAUGACUGGCAGGAAGGUGCACACCUGGCAAAUCUAAAGGCUUACUCGGCCAAAUUUCUGGGCUUCUUGACGCAGAAGGUGGAUCCUGUUUUUUACAGCUUCGUCCACGUCCAGCCAAAGCCCAGUCUUCGCCUCAACCUUGGACUGUCCCAGGACUCGGGCAUCACCCCAGACUGGACUAUCCGGGACCAUCAGCCCAUGUGUUUGCACAUCAUGCAUGGACUCAGCCAGAUUAUGCAAGACCCCGAUCAGGCAUUGUUUCCAUCACUGAUUGAGGGUGUGGGUACUGGUUUUCAACGUGAUAUUCCUUUGAGUAAUUGCUUUCCUCUCAAUGUUUCAGAGGAUGUUGAUGAGCCACCGCUGUCGGCACAUUUAACGAACUGGCAGAGCGCUGAAGAUGAUCUCAUGUUGACCAGACAGCUUGUGCAACAAGAAAUCGAUAAAGGAUGGGUAUUUCCAUUUGAAGGCACUUUGCAGGACGCACAGCAACAAUAUCCCUUGGGCGUCGCACUGGGCAAGCUUGGUAUUGCCCACUCAGAUGGGCGGCCUCCUCGAUUGGUCCUAGACCAAACAAUUUGCGGCCUCAACGGGCGCUGUGUGAUCCCAGAGAGAAGUACACUGCCAUCCGCUAAGGCGGGGAUUGUUAUCAGUCCGCACGAGCGAUACACUGAGGACCUCCUGAAGCUCUACAGCCUUGAAGGGAGGAAGUCUAAAUCCACCCCUGAUGUGUCCUGUGAAGACUAUGACUCGCAAGAGUUGGACGAUGCUGGCAAGCACAGAUUCCGAUCUGCCAUGGGUACGCUCUUAUACUUGUGUCAAGCAACAGCAAGCUGGAUGAAGUACGAGGUUGGUGAUCCUGGAACCUUGGAAGCUGGAACCAAUUUGGUAGAGGCAUUCACAGGUGCCGAUUGGGCUGGGGACAAAUCAAGUGAGACCAGGAAACGCCAUUCAGUUUCCUCAGCGAUGGUCUAUGUGAACAAUCGCCUGGUUAGCUCAUGGUCAAGGACGCAGAAAAGCAUCGCUCUGAGCAGUUGCGAGAGCGAAUACCUGUCAGCGGUGAGUGGAGGAGCUGAAGCCCUCUAUGUUUCCCGUCUUUGGUCCUUUUUGGUGGAAAAGGAGGUUCAGGCCAAGAUUUCCUGCAGAGCCUUUUCACAGAGGCAAGGAGUUGGUCGACUCAAACAUGUGGAGACCAAAUACUUGUGGCUCCAGCAGCAGAUCAAGUCUGGAAGUUUGGAGAUGGAUGGUGUGGCGACGGUGCUGAACAUCUCAGACCUGGGAACCAAGAAACUGACAAAGGUGAGGCGAUGCUUCUUGAUGUACCUCAUCGGCCUGGUGGAGUUCGACCCCAGCACGAAAUCCUACGUUCCGGCUGGAGCAGACGAAUUCAAUCUCUUCAUGCAGAAAAGUAAUGGGCCGGAACAUGAAGCUGAUUCGCCGGGUGGUUCUCAACACGUCGGCGGAUGGAUCUUCGGAAUUUCCAGUGAUGUUUCGGAGAUCUUCGCGGACUUUCCUGGCUUCAUGAUGGUGUAUGCCUUGGUAUUCUUCUUGGUGGGUUUGGCCUGCGGAUUCGUUCUGAAGAAGGCCAUACAUCGAUGGGAGCUCUCAAAAGUGAUCAACUGGGCUGCCGAGCAGAUUGGAAAUCGCAAGGAGAUAACCUAUGUCGAUGAUUGGGAUCCUGAACGACAUGAACUUCGGCAGUUCCGAGUGCUGAAGCACGUGGAUGAAGCAGAGAGCGGAGAAGAAUACUUCAGAGAAGUACCUGGUGGCAUGGCGAGAUUCGUGAAGCUGGAUCGAAGGAGGCGAGCUCAUCAUGGAUUCGUCGAAACUGAUGCGCUGAACGCCUACGACCUUUCUGAUGGCGAGAACGCCGAGGUGGAGCCCAUGGAGAUUGACGAGGAGGAGACGAACCUUCCGCCGGUGGCAGCACUGUCCGCUGCUAUGGCUGAGGCGGAUCAACAUGGAGAACUUCAACAAGGUGAUGGACAUGCAGGUCGAAGUGCUGGAAGCCAAGAUCACGUGUCUGACAGCAACACACGUGAGUAUGUGGACCUGCCUGGUUCGCCGGAGAGCGAUCAUGUUCCUCCUGCUCUUCCUUUGGUGGGCGUGGACUGGAAUGACAACUAG